ACAGCGCGGAAGUACCCGUGUUGGAGAAAUAUCAAGUGCAGUUUCUUGACGGAGCGCAAGCAACGAGCUGGGUUGUUGUGAAGAAUGAUUAGACUGAAGAAUACUUUAGUGCCGUCCCGUCAAUAGACUUCAACUGGCUGAAUUGCAUUUCAGGAUGAGCUGAAAGAGCGCCAAGUCAGAUCCACUUCAGUCCCCCCAUCCCCUUCUCUCUUUCUCUUUCCGUUCUCUCUUCGUCUGUGUCUCUUUCCCUCUCUCUAUCCCUCCCUCUCUCCCUAUCCUUCCGUACACACAACACCAGCAUCUCUCCCGUCUAUCUCCACCCCACUGCAUCCACCCACACCAUCACUACCUCCAUCAUGAAUGACAAGUUGGUGUUCCUGGGCCUGCUUUACUUUAUCCAGGGCAUCCCCUACGGCCUCCAGUCCUCCCUGCUUCCUGUUUACCUGCGGGGGGCCGGCCAGUCCCUCACCCGCAUCAGCCUCACCAAGGCUCUCUUCUUCCCCUGGGUCAUCAAGGUGCUCUGGGCCCCAUUGGUGGACCGGGUAGGCAGCAAGCGGUGCUGGCUGGUGGGCACUGUGACAGGGCUGUCCCUGACGUGCAUGGCCUGCGCCACACUCUCCCCGGACAUGCAGUUCACGGGCGUGUGCUGGGGGUUGCUGGCCAUGAACAUCUUUGCGUCAGUGCAGGACAUUGCGGCGGACGGGGCGGCCGUGAGACUGCUGAGGGGACAGGGGGAGCUGGGGCUGGGCAACACCGUGCAGGUGGUGGGAUACAAGGCAGGCUCUGUGUUUGCGGGCGGUGGGCUUUUGGCUGUGAUCGACACGGCCGGCUGGGGCUGGAUGUUCGGCCUUUUGUCGUGCGUGUACGGAGGGGUGUCACUGUACGUGUGGGGCGCCCCUGCUCUGGAUGGCGAGCUGAACAGGCCGGCUGGGGAGGGCAGCCGGCGGGCAUCCAAGGACGCCCUCAGGCCCUGGAGGGUGUGGAGGAAGCUGAUGUCAGUGCCGGGCACGCCAUGGACCGUCCUCUACGUCCUCACCUACAAGCUGGGUGAGCAGGGAGCCAUCAGCAUGUUCCCUCUGUUCCUGCUGGACCAUCACAUGACCUCUCGAGAGCUGGGGUUCUGGAAUGGAAUCAUUGCCAUGGGAUUCUCCAUCGCUGGCUCCUCAUUGGCUGGCCUGCUGCUCUCGCAGCACAGUAUUGGCCUGCUGCUGCGGCGUGCGUUUGUGAUGCGGACGGUAGGGAUGAUCUUCCAGAGCACUCUGCUGACCGUACUGGAGCCAUCAACACUCAUGAAAGGUAUGUCAGUGUUGAGUCUCAGUGCCCAGCAUUUCCUGGGAGGCCUCAUCACCACCCUCACAUUCACCAUCAUGAUGCACUGUACACAGAAGGCGGAGGAGAGCAUACAGUCUACGCACUACAGUUUCCUGGCCACUCUGGAGGUGCUGGGCAAGCUGAGCUUCAGCACCCUGGCGGGGGGCCUGGUGGACACGGUGGGCUACGCCAUCGCCUACCUGCUCUUCCUCUCGCUGUCCGCCGCCUCCGCACUACAGGUAUGGAGGGCCACUACGACAGGGGCCCUUAAAGAGCCCACAGCAGCCUCAAGCAGCAGCAGCAGCACCAGCCACACCGACAAGUGAUGAAGACCAUGUGACACUUCUCAUCACUAUACUGUACUUACUUAUGAGGGGUGUGUGUGUGUGUGUGUGUGUGUGUGUGUGUGUGUGUGUGUGUGUGUGUGUGUGUGUGUGUGUGUGUGUGUGUGUGUGUGUGUGUGUGUACAUGUAUGCACCUGUGUUCCAGUGUAUAUUGCUGGGAGUCCUGAAUGUUUGUGCGUGGGUGUGUGUUCCUAUCUAUGUGGCAGGAAGGGCUUGUGGAAUGUGUGUGUUUUAAGAAAAAGAAACAAAUCAAAUAAUAAUAAAGAAUGGGGCUAAAAACACAAGAAAAAAGGAAACAAAAACCGCCAGCACAGCCUUCUAAAAUACAAUAAUAUUGUUUGCGAAUGCAAGUAACCAGCAUUUAGUCAUCAAAGCUCUCCUCAGGAAACCCAUUUCUGAGAAAAAAACAAACAAACUAACAAACAAACGAAAACAAAAAAAAACAAGCAACCAAAAUCGAUGGGUUUGCAUUUGCGCUGUUGGUCACGACCUUACUGUACGAAUACAAGGCACGCAGUUGAGUUUUGCAGUGUUAAUUCAGCACAUAGAGAGUAGGACAAGCCGUGUUGAAUUGAAUUCUCUCGUACUUUUUACAGGUCGUCGUUGCUAACCAGUUAGCAACCUAGUCGUGUGUCUGUGGGGAAUUGCAUUGCAACCAAAGACGUUGCUAACGACGCUGUUUCCCAAAAAAUGCACAUUUUUAGCUUGAACACGUCAGUUGGUGCGAGAUAAGGUGUGGGAGCGGAAAUGGGCACCUGCCUGGUUCUCUGUCGGUUUGAACACCCUAGAAAAGUGGGUCUUCCCCCAUGCCCCCACUCCCCCAACUCUGCCUGGAUCUGGACUGCAUAAAGCAGGCUGUCUGAGUACACCAAUACUAUUGUACUCUGAUAUACUGCUAUUAGUAUACUUAUACUGCUAUACUAAUGUACUAACACACACACACAGACACACAGGUGACACACAGGCGACCAACACUGUGAGUGUUAAAUUGGACUCUCUUUGUGCUGAAUUAACAAUGCAAACCCCAUGACCUUUGACCUCCACCUGGACUACCUCCCAGUUAGCGCUUCAUAGUUCAGCCUGGCAGACACUGUAGGCUGCAUGACUGGUAGUCUGCCUUGUUAACCAACAGAUAAUCAAAUAUUAAACAAACGCUGUGCAAUAUAACCGGCGGUGACGCUAUCUUGGCAAGCAGACCAUGAAGGUGCUGUUGGGCUUUGUGGAGGUUUGCUCUCUCUCUCUCUCUCUCUCUCUCUCUCUCUCUCUCUCUCUCUCUCUCUCUCUCUCUCUCUCUCUCUCUCUCUCUCUCUCUCUCUCUCUCUCUCCACAGCAAACAGUGAAUCCCUUCUACAAUGUAAUUAGAGAUCUAAAGCAUGUUUUAUAGUUUACUGUAUACAGUCCUCACAUCAUUUUUCAAUUUUAGCACAAAAAGAGAGAACAGCUUAACUAUAUCUUUCUAUGAGUUGCAGGCAAUUGGAGCUGCUGUAUAUCACCAAUCCCAUGUGUUAGCUGUAUUAUGUAGUUUCCCACCUGCACAAUAGUUAUUCAUAGUUAUUCAUUUAUUAACAGUUACUCCCUGGUGUGAAUAUGUGUAAUCCACAUCAUUUCAAACAAAAUACACAGUGUGCUGGCUGUAUUUACAUGUAUGUACUACUUGUAUGGCAUCAUGUCUGAUUACCCAAUACUGUGUCACUUCAACGAUAUGAAUCACCUUCAACUAUUUGAAUCAUUGAUCCCUCAGGUUAUGGAGUUGUGUACUUCACUCAUUGAUGAUCUGUGGCUCUUGAUGCUAGUCAUGGGGUGUGUUUCUCAAAGUGUCGUUGCUGACUAUAUUGGCAACCUAGUUGGUUGCAGUGCUGUAUUCCAUUGGUGUUAACCAACUAAAUUGCUAACUGGUUAGCCUCGAUGCUUUUCAGAAAUGGGCCUUCAGCUGUCUAGUCCAGUGCUUCCCGAAUACCCUUUGAAACAAAAUUUCCAGCCAAGUUCACAAUUGAAAUAAACAGGCAAACAUUGCCAUGUGCUUUUGUCUGUAUUGUUUCGAAUAUUGCAUUAGCACUUUUGUGUAAGUCUACGAAGCGGUCAACCAGCCUACAUUCAUUGGAUUUUAUUUUCUUCUCAUGUACCUUCUACAGCACGUCACUUACCCCUACCACAGUUUGGGAAACACUGGUCUAGCCUAUUGCCUAGCCAGGAUAGAUGGGAGUGUAUUAAGUAUAUCCAGGGUGCGAUUUGUAGGGGGGGAUGGGGGGAAUUGUCCCCCCUUCUGGCUUUGAUAUCGCCACGUUUUCUAUAUAAUUUUAAUCACAGUUAAAUGAAAUUCCAUUGAUAUUGCUUAAAAUCUGAAACAUAUCCCCCCUUCUGGUUUUGUAAACAAAUAGCACAUUGAGUAUAUCACUGUUGUGUUCAUCCUCGGCAGGAUAAACCAUAGUAGUAGUAGUGUGCGUCCUAGCAAGGGUAGAUAGGAGCACACAUACCUUGACAAACAAUGUAAUAUGCUGUAAUGAUGCUCCCAGGGAUGGUUAGCUAGCAAAUGUGAUGUGCGAUAGCCAUACUUGAAGAUGUUUGCUGAACUCAGUGUAUGUAGAACCUCUGAGGCAAAUGUUGUUAGUCCGCUAGACUUGGCUUUAGCGUUGGAGCUAAGUGUCGCAGGUGGUGCCAAAUUGAUUUAAACAUCCCUAAAAUAUGAUGCGUUACAAGAUAUUGAAAGAGCCAGUGUUGUGAACUGAACAAUGAGUUGUAAUGCUUAUUUGUUUUUGUUUUUUUGUUUUGUUGUUUUUGGUUUGUUUGUUUGCUAAUAGGUGGUACGAUGGUGUCUGUGAUUGUGUGUAUGUUUGCGUUUGUGAGAAAUAUGGUGGUGCUGUGAGUUUGAGUGUUACACACACAGUUUAUACUGAAGCUAUGCAGUAGUGUGGUGAUGCAUUCCAUGAGCCAUGUGUGAGUGUGAAUUCACACACAUCUCGUUUCCUUUGUCCUAAUGUUUUAUAUAUAAAUUUGUUUACUUUUAAGGCCUUCCAGGGUUUACUCAUAUUUUGUAUGAAAGCAGCAGACUUGGCCCUGCACAGUUCUUUUGAAGACAGUUUUCUGGGUGUCUGUCACAAUGUUAAGAACCAUUGAAAAGAUGAGCGUCGGCUGUGCCUUAGCACACAGUAGGCAGUAGUUGUGUCAUGAACUGCGCAGGUCUAUGACACAAUGACCUUAAACACCUGAUUGUGCCGGGAUAAAACAGCGUUCAACUGGAGUGAACAUGAAUAGAGAAUGAACAGUACCCUUCUUGUCUCAGCUGUGCUGCAGUUUUUUUUAUUUUUUGCUGUUGUCGCUUCUGUAUUAAGGCAUUAAAUGUCAAAUUUCACGCAUUGCAAUUUCGGCGAGGUCUAGUCAAUAGAAACCAGUGUUUAAAAAUACAAGACUAGGAGGCGAUGAAACCAGCAGUGGGUUCAAAUCUGGGGUCCAGACACCAGAUCUGGGCUCGUGUGAAAAUCAGCAGCCGGCUCGAGCACAGUGAAGGUCUCUGUUAUUGAUGAAUUUGCAAUAAUGUGAAUCUCUCUCAUUCAUCAAUACAAGCUUUCUUUUUAAGUAAAGCACACACAAUACCCUGCCUCUGUAAAGGGGCAUGGUACAAGAAUAAAGCUUCUACUAAUAUGA
Molecule: messenger RNA, 5297 nt
Organism: Engraulis encrasicolus (European anchovy)
Lineage: Eukaryota; Metazoa; Chordata; Actinopteri; Clupeiformes; Engraulidae
Gene: slc33a2
Product: major facilitator superfamily domain containing 3
Exons: 10
Coding region: 357-1637 (426 amino acids)
Biological process (GO): transmembrane transport
Cellular component (GO): membrane
Molecular function (GO): transmembrane transporter activity
Source: RefSeq, a predicted model, not a curated record